AUGCCAUCGAACACUCGUUGGACACUUAAUCCACGAAAAUGGUUUGGUACCAUCUCAUAUACUGGUCAAAAACAUGAAAAAAAUAAUAAUUCAUUACCAGCAGUACCGACAACAGCAACAACAACAACACGAACAAUAACAUUAACAAAUCCACGUCUUUCAACAGGAAAAAGUAAAACAAAAGUCAUACCAAUUUCAAUUUCAAAUGAUGUAAAUAAAACUACCACAACAAUGGUAGCAUCAAUUACACAACUUCAAUUACCAGCAUUUAGUAUACGACGUGAAAGAAUAUCAUCAUUACUACCAUCACAAGCAACAUUUACUCGUCAAAAUACAUUUGUUCAAAGUCAUACAGAACCAUCAAUACGUAAAAAUGGUCGUUUUGAACAACAACUAUCUAUUGAUACAACAAGAUAUAACACUCAACCAACAUCAACAACAAAUGAUGAAACAUUAAAACAUGGAAAUAUUCAACAAAAUUUUCCAACAUUUCAAGCUGAAAUGAGUUUAUCAAAUAUGUCACGUCAAUGUUUAGUUGAUUAUCCAAGAUAUUCAGCAAAUGUGAUGAAAGAAUUUUCAACACCAACACGUUCAUCAUCAUCAUCAUCAUUAUAUGAUGGUAAUGAUAAUUCAUCAUCAAGUGGAAUAUAUACUGAUGAACGUCAACGUACUGAAUCAAAAGAUACAUUAUCAAUAUUAGAAGCUCUUUCAGCUGAAUCAAUAGCUGAUUCACAAACAUCAUUAAAUCAUUGUCCUACUCGUCCAAUGAUACAUCAUUAUCGAAGACCAAUGUCGGAUUUAGAAAAAAUAGAUGAUAAACUUCAACAACGACAAAAUUCUUUAAUACGAUCACAUCGUUCACAUAGUGCUGAAGGAAUUCUUAAAGAUAAUCAAAUAAUGUCACCAACAAAAAGUCGACAAUCAUCCGCAGCUAUUAUUAAAAAAAUUGAAAAACGUCUUCCAACAAAUCGAUCACCAACAACUAAAUUAGAAAAAGCUGGAUUUAUUCGUAUUGGUAAUGAUACAUAUCGUUUAAAUACGAAUAAAGUUAAUUAUUUAUCUCAUUCUCGUAAAAAUUCUAUUGAUUCAUUUGUACCAUAUUCAAAUUAUGAUGAUCCACUUCGUUCAGCUAAUAAUGAAGAAUGUUAUGCAGCAUUACCACGUACAAGUUCAACUGAACAAUUAAACAAUAAUAUACACAAUGAUCUUCGAAUUAUUGUUGAUGGAUGUAUUCGCCCAAUGGUCACUUCAAUUAGUAGAAAUCGUUUCACAAAAAAUCAACAACAACGUUACAGACGUCCUCAUGUUCAUAACGAUCAUACACAAUUAAAUAUUGAACAUAUAACUGAUAAAUUAUUAUCUAGUGUUGACUGUUCGACGUAUGCUCGGUAUCAAAGAUGUUAUUAA
Molecule: messenger RNA, 1407 nt
Organism: Rotaria sp. Silwood2
Lineage: Eukaryota; Metazoa; Rotifera; Eurotatoria; Philodinida; Philodinidae
Source: the annotation of a GenBank genome assembly